Hippoglossus stenolepis (Pacific halibut) is the source of this 4549-nucleotide messenger RNA. RefSeq names its product transmembrane protein 151Ba (gene tmem151ba). Bases 399 to 1934 code for a protein of 511 amino acids. Lineage: Eukaryota; Metazoa; Chordata; Actinopteri; Pleuronectiformes; Pleuronectidae. The record is from RefSeq and is a predicted model, not a curated record. The transcript is spliced from 2 exons.
CCUCACAGCUCCACAGCCUGCAGGGAGAGGAGAGGAGCUGUCUGCAGCCUUUUGCCUCUUCCUCAGCCUGCAGCCCUUGCAGCAGUCUCUCCAUCACCACCAGGCUUUGCAUCGCUGGAAGGAGCCUCUAGUCUUUUUAUUUAUUUAUUUUUGCUCUUGCAAAAAGGCACCAUGACGGGCUUCUCUACCCAGCGACGCGUGCCCACCUGGAGGAGGAGGAGGAGGAUGCUGCUGGGAUGGUGCAUCAGCCUCUGAGCCGUUUGGGCUCCGAGUGCAGCUGCUUUCCCUCGGAUGAUGCGCAGAGGGGAUCUCGGCGCGCAUAUGUUGUUGUGUGAUCCGGAAACCCCCACGUCCAGACAGGAGAUCCAUGCCCCGGUUGUUGCACCGUUUCCACCACCAUGUCCCCUGCGUCGGCUGCAACGGCCAGUGAAAGCAGCCCCGCCACCGCCGGCGCCGUCCCCGAAGAGGAGCCAGACAGCCCCCGAGAGGAGCAACGGGCCCAGAAACAGUCCUUGUCGAAGUCCCUGUGUCAGGAGACCCACUGGAAAUGCCUGCUUCUCUCACUGCUGAUGUACGGCUGCGUCGGGGUGAUGGCCUGGUGCCAGGUGACCAAGGUCACGCGCCUCUCCUUCGACAGCGCCUACAAGGGAAAGUCUAUGAUGUAUCACGACAGUCCCUGCUCCAACGGCUACAUCUACAUCCCCCUGGCCUUCUUGGUCAUGCUCUACGUGGUCUACCUGGUGGAGUGCUGGCACUGCUACACCAGGAAUGAGCUGCAGUACAAGGUAGACGUGGACAACGUGACCGAGCGCAUCCAGCGAAUGCAGCAAGCUACGCCCUGCAUCUGGUGGAAGGCCAUCAGCUAUCACUAUAUCAGGAGAACACGACAGGUGACGCGCUACCGUAACGGAGACGCCUACACCACCACACAGGUGUACCACGAGCGAGUCAACACCCACGUAGCCGAGGCGGAGUUUGACUACGGGAACUGCGGAGUUAAGGACAUCUCGAAGCACCUGCUGGACCUGGACAGCUUCCCCAUCACCAGGCUGAGGUUCACAAAGUGCUUUAGCUUCGCCAGCGUGGAGUCAGAGAACUCCUAUCUGACCCAGCGCGCCAGGUUCUUCACAGAGAACGAGGGUCUGGACGACUACAUGGAGGCCCGUGAGGGAAUGCAUCUGAAGAAUGUAGACUUUAAAGAGUAUAUGAUUGCCUUUUCUGACCCCAGUCACCUUCCCUGGUACACAGCUAACUCCACUUUUUGGGUGGCAGCUGCUUUCACCCUCUCCUGGCCUCUGCGGGUGCUGACAGAGUACCGCACUGCCUGUGCACACUACCAUGUGGAGAAGCUGUUCGGCUUUGACUUUGUGCCAGCAACACCAUCUGAGGAGCGGCCAUAUAGCCGGCACAUCCCACGAGUCAACACAAUCGACAGCACAGAACUGGAGUGGCACAUCCGCUCCAACCAGCAGCUGGUGCCCAGCUACUCGGAGGCCGUUCUCAUGGACCUGGCCCAGCUCUCGGGGAGCUGUAACAACUACUCCGUCUGUGGAGGCUACGGCAGCUACAGGCAGAACUGUGAACGCUGCCACCGCACCAUCAGCAGCUCCUCCAUCUUCUCUCGCAGCGCCCUCAGCAUCUGCAACACGGGGAGCCCUCGCAUCCCCUUCAGUGCCAGCCGCUUCUCACUGAGCCGCCUGUACGGCUCCAGGCGGAGCUGCCUGUGGAGGAGUAGUGGGAGCCUGAAUGAGCAGUCGUGCCCCACAGAGAGCACGCGCUGUCUGUCAGGUCAGCAGACCAGCGAGGAGAACCCUCCAGCCUAUCAGGAUGCUAUGUUCUUCCCAGUGCUCAUUGUGCAUCGCGACGAAGGCUGCCUCAACCAUGACCACCACUCCCUGCACAGAAACGGCUCCUGUGUAGAGACUUCGCUAUGACCCACGGCGGCCACAGGCUUCUGAGCAAAGAAUAUAAUGAUGCAGGCAGAGAGUAAGACCUCUUUGCCCCUGGGCCAGGAUGAUAAUGACUUCUGCUUCUUCCUUUUACAUAUUGUCACAUACAAGCUACUACAAACAAGCAUUUGUUCAAGUUUAAAAAGCUGGUGUAGCCUCAAACAAAGGAAAAACAAAGUAUGUCUGAGAAAGCCCCCUAAUAAGUCAGGGAAAACCGCCUGGAUGGUCUAAAUGAGACUGUUGGUUAAACUAUAACGUGGCUUUAAAGGACCACUCUGCCAAAGUGUCACGUACAGCCCUACAGCUUCCACUAAGAAUCAACUUACCAAGGAACACCAACUGGAGUCACGUCUUACUGUAAAUGUCUGUAUCUAUAUCUGUAGAUCUUAGUCGGAAAAUUACAUGGACAUGAGUAACACUUAGUAGAAUUUGGAGCCGGAAAGAGCUUUUGACUCAUCGGUAGCAGAGGACGUUAAGGAAAGAAAGGCAUAUGACAAUUAACGAAGGAAUGAAUUGAAGAUUGAUAGAUGGAGUGACUCACACAUAUCAUGUUUGAGUGUGUGAGUCAUGAGGGAAAACGAAGAUUUCAACAUCCUCGCUCAAAGCGUAAUGAAAACAUUUGCCAAAAUAAUUGGGCCCAAAUAAAAAAUACAAGCAUCUGCACGUAAAACAUUUUAGAAACUGGGUAAUUUAAAUGUGCUUAUUCAAAGUUAGUGCACGUGGAAAUCCAGUGAAAAAAACAGGGAUACAUUUCCUUCAUAUAAAAAUAAAUGUGUGAUACAGACGCUAAAAUAUCCAGUUGGCUCACAUGGGCUCGGUGGUGAUGACAUUAUACUUCUCGGCUCGCUAAAUUUAGCUCACACAGCGGAUGAAUAAUUUAUCACAGGAAGGCUGAGGACACAAGAACUUCAAACUGAAUGAGCGACACGUCUUCAAACUGUUCCUUAAUCACUAUACACUGUACAUUUUGUAGAACGGCCGACUACAUGAUAAACCUCACCAUUAUAUUGAUAGAUCAGUGUCACCUCAGCUACUUUAAAAUCUCAAAGAAACAUUUAAUUUCAUGUUUGGCAAUAUUUUUAUUCAGCCUACCUCUUUAUUUAAGUGCCUAGCGAUCAACUGUUACCGACAAGCAUAAGCUACCAUAACUCAAAAAGAUCUCAUCUCAACAUCUUCCCAUUGAAACAAGUGAAAUUUACACUCAUUAGAGCGCAUGAUAUAUGAUGCAUAGGAGAAACAUGCUGCAUCACCUGCUCUCAAUACUGUUUAAGGUAUAAAAGGUCAGAGACUAAACGCUCUGCAGACGAGUUUCCUCAUAGUAACGCAGCUCUCGCGGAGCCGGUGCUGUGCUCUGCUGAUGAGUAUCAGAGAGACAGCCAGGGAGCCGGCCAUCAAAGACGCUCGAAAUAGGCAAAGGCCCGGAAUCACUACUGAUGGUGUCAGAUUUAAUAAUAUGACAGGAUUUCUUUAAAGAACAAAAAAAAAAAAGUUCCUUGCUCUCAACUGAGUGCACGCGGGUUUCUUAGUCAUGGUGAAUUUUGUUUCACAGCCAAGCCAUGCACAAGAAAAAAAUGUUUGAACGGGAAUAAAAGAAGAAGUCUGGUCAGGAUUAACCUCGAAAAAUACAACACAACUCCAAAGUUUUCUUAUUUUCUUCCAUUACACCUUAGCAUUUGUGAAUGGUACUUUAGUACAAUUUUAAUAAGCACAGGGGUAAUUCAAGAAAACUGAAAUAUUUGUUUAUAAGCUGGUUUUCAUCUCAUAAGAUCUGCAUUUAAAAGUUGGAUCGCUGGUUGUUUACUUUCUGUUGUUACGACCGUCAGAGUCGAAGGAUCUCGACUGGACGUUUUGUUUCACUUCCUGCUUCACAACAAUGGGCUCGUACUUGUGACCGGUUUUACCCAUACUCAUUACAUUCCAUGUGUGUAGUUAGGUCUGGAGUUGGGGACUAUCUUUAUAGCAAUACUAGAGAAUGCAUAAAAAUGUUUUUUUUUUUUUUUUAAACAGAUUCUAGCAAAUCUGCCAUUUCAUUCAACAAAUGACCGUUUCCUCACCUGUUUUCCGCAAGCUCACCUAUGCAAGCCCCAUCAACUCAGGAUCAUAUUCAGGGCAAGGAUUCUGCUUGCAACAAUAUCCCAAAACUUUCUCAUUUCAACUUUAGCUUUAGCCAGUUAUGCAGACGUUUCACUUUGUAUUCUAAAAGCUUUCGUAAGAAACAGCCUUUUUUCGUGAUACGGCAUCGAGGGGGUUCGCAAACACAGGAUCCUGAAACAAACGGUCACAGCUUAACUAAUGCUCUCAUUCCGUAUAGAGGAGGGAGCGGUUCAGAAGCAGGUCGAAUAAGGUCCUGGUGUUCAUAAAGUUCACUAUACGUACUGAUAUCUUUGUUAGAAUAUUAAAGAAACAGUUUGACAGUUUGGGAACGCAGCUCAUUCGCUCUCUUGCCAAGAGUUGGAAGACAAGAUUAAUACUGUUCUGAUGUCUGUUUGGCAAAUAAGCUUUUAGCCAGUUAGCUUAGCUUAGCAUAAAGACCACAAACAGGGAAACAGCUAUAGCCUGAACAUUACAACCUAUGCUUGCAUUUUAUAGUUACGCACGUA